This is a messenger RNA of Zymoseptoria tritici IPO323, 2872 nucleotides long. RefSeq lists its product as uncharacterized. The record is from RefSeq and is a predicted model, not a curated record. The transcript has 4 exons. Bases 164 to 2872 code for a protein of 902 amino acids. Lineage: Eukaryota; Fungi; Ascomycota; Dothideomycetes; Mycosphaerellales; Mycosphaerellaceae. Gene Ontology annotation, biological process: peptide metabolic process; proteolysis. Gene Ontology annotation, molecular function: metalloendopeptidase activity.
ACAGCCGGCUCACGGCAGGCAUUAAUUGUCAUCGCCAGAACGAUCAAAGAUCGGCUGACAACACGCCACUCCGCAUCCAACAUGCUGGGCUCCCACGCUUCUCCAUCUGAAUGCGCGAUCACAUCCUUGCCCCUGUGCGAUGAUCUGAUUCUGACAGCCGGGAAUGGAGCUGGCCGACUCUCUGGAGGUGCAGGCGAGUCGAGAGACCGCUGCGAUAUCUUGCGCGCUUCUUCAAGUUGACGCUGGACAGUAUCUUGCUAAAAGAUUUCGUAGGACGCGACAGGGCUCUGUCAAUCGGUUCGCCGUGCUCCAAAACCAAGCAGCACGUCCAGUCGUUCACAGCGCUGCAGUAAGCACGACUUGUCCGCAAUUUCGAAAUCGGAAGAUGAGCCAGCUAGGAUCUGCGGGCGAUGUCGACAUUGUCGAGCGAGAACAGACGCUCCUCCCCCGCGCGUCGCUUCACGCAAGCUGCUUUCGUCUUCGUCGUUCUCAAGCAAACAUGGCCCAACCUGGUGUCAGAGUCGCGUCCCACUCUGGGCAGGUCUCAUUCUCCACAAUGAUGCUGUUGCUCCUCCUCGCUGCUGUCAUCCAGCUCGGAUCGUGUAUCCUCCCACCUGGCACUGGCCACUCCAACCCGCUUCAUCUGAAUCGACAGACUCCUAGAGACGGUGCGACCGACGUCGCCACUCUAUCCUCCGGCAUCCAAAGACCUCCUCAGCUUCCUUUCGUGUACAAUGUCACAGUCGACUCAAUUCAACAGCUGGGCUCGACGAUCAUCGCGAGUCUGAAUUCAACCAUUCAACAGAUACUGAAUGGCGUGAAACCCGAAACUGCUACGUUCCAAAACACAGUCCUGCCGUUUCUCCAGUGGGACAAUGAGUACAGACGGCAGUUCUACCCGCUUCAGGCGAUCGAAUUAGGGACGAAGCCGGAGAAUACGGACGCCCGCGAUGAAACACAGGUCAAGAUAAAGGCAGCCCUGGCCGACGCUUUCACCACGGAACCAUUUUUUCAGCUGGUCGAUUCGGUCUAUCAGUCCAAUAAGGAUACCACGAGCCUGAAUGAAGAAGACCACAUCGUCCUGGCAGCUGUGUGGAGUGAGUUCGCCAAAAGAGGCCUCAACAUCCCAGCCGGCCCUCAGCGUGAAUUGUUCGAAACCAUGACUGAACGUAUCUCCGCCGCCGCGUUGGAAUUCUCUUACAACCUGACAACCGUCACUUACCUGUACUUCACGGCCGAGGAGCUUGAAGGUGUACCUGCGGACUUGAUCAAGUCAUACCUCAACGCCACUGGCGAGAAUGUCGGGAAGCUGCAGAUUGAUGUGAAUUCUGUCCCAGAUAUUCUAGACAACUGCGUGAAUGAGACCACGAGAUAUACGGCCAUUCGCGAAUACUACAACCAAGUGCCCGAGAAUGUCGCUCUCCUCCAGGAGAUUGUGCAGUUACGACUUCGUUCUGCCCAGCUACUGAAUUUCACAAAUUGUAACAACUCCUUCAACAUCGCAAAAUCAUCGAAAAACGUCGGGGACCUCCUCGCGAACCUGCGAUCACACGUUAGCCCACUAGGCCAGAGUGAGCUGGAUGUUGCCAACGGACUCAAGGCGAAUGACACAAAGAUCGUGAGUGCUAUCGGCGACGAGGACAUUGUCUAUUCAUGGGACAAAGCAUACUACGGCAACAUUCAUGGCGAGGCGGCCGACUUCGACUCCGACUCGUUCGCAGACUACUUUCCGGCAAACGUCACGGUGCCCGCCAUUCUUCACGACAUUUACGGCGAGCUAUUUGGAAUCCGCUUCGACAGAAUACAGGGCCAGGACGCGGACGAUGUGUCACCUACAGGUAACGGCAGUGAUCUGGUGUGGCAUCCGGACGUACAACUCUACGCUGUCUGGAAUAAACAGGAGUACAUGGAUGCGAACGGCGUCACUGAUCCCUUCAUUGGAUUUCUCUACCUCGACCUGUUCGCCCGGCCUGAUGUCAAGAGCCCUGGCGACGGAGAAAUGUUAUUCCUCAUCGACGGGUUCGUCAGGCCAGACGGCUGCAGAGAGUAUCCCGCGGCGGCCGCCCUCACCGGUUUCGACAAAGCCAACGAGGAUGGAAAGCCAAGUCUCAUCUUUCCACCUACAGUGCUCUUACACGAACUCGGCCACUGCAUGCAUCAACUUCUCUCCCGAGCUACAUACGCAUGGACGUUCGGAGCUGACGAGUCCGCCACUCCGCCGGAUUGGGCCGAACUGCCCUCUCUUCUGAUGGAGAACUGGGGCAAACAGCCAGAAGCUCUAAAGAAACUAUCUUUCCACUAUUCGCAUCUCUCACCGCAGGCCGCCGCAAAGUGGAGGGAAGAACAGGGAAACGCAACUGCUGCGCUACCGCCAGUGACCGUAACCGACGACCUCAUCGCCGAAUACCUGGAUUCCGACAAGUUCUACGCAGGUCUUGACAUCCUCCGCGACAUCUUCUAUGCUUUCUACGAUCAGAGCAUUUAUAAAUUUACUGAAGCCGACGUAGCAGCGAAGACCGACUUGUCCGUGCUGUUCAACCGAUUGCGUCGCGAGAUCGGACUUGUUCCCGAUUUUAGUGAUGUUGGUGUGGGGUAUAAAUGGGGUAAUGGAGAGGCUCUGAUUGAUCACUUCGUCUCGAAUAGUUAUGGUGGGAACUACUACUGCUAUCAGUGGUGCCAGGUCUAUGCGGAAGAUGUCUUUUACACCGCCUUUGCAUCGAAUUUGUUCGACUCCGCGGUUGGAUGGAGAUAUCGACAGCAGAUUCUCCAACCCGGAGGAUCAAAGGACCUUAAGAAGAUGCUUGUGGACUUUCUGGGCCACGAGCCCAGCACGGACGGCUAUCUCGAGUAUCUGGGCAUCUCAGGUACUUGA